Molecule: messenger RNA, 4870 nt
Organism: Rhineura floridana
Lineage: Eukaryota; Metazoa; Chordata; Lepidosauria; Squamata; Rhineuridae
Gene: RAB3D
Product: RAB3D, member RAS oncogene family
Exons: 5
Coding region: 810-1472 (220 amino acids)
Biological process (GO): protein localization to plasma membrane; protein secretion; regulation of exocytosis
Cellular component (GO): plasma membrane; endosome; synaptic vesicle
Molecular function (GO): GTP binding; GTPase activity
Source: RefSeq, a predicted model, not a curated record
GAUGGGGAACUCCCAUGAUCCCUAAUUCAUGCUAGGUGGGGGGAUGAUGGGAAUUGGAGGCCACAUGUUACCCAUCCCUGGUCUCGCGCUCCCACCCCUCGUGGGCUCAUACCUUAAAUAUGACCAUAACAUCACGGGAGAAAGACCUGAAUGAAAUAGAAUGGGGGAUUAAGUAUCCAGAGAAAAGGCCAGCAAAAGAGCAUGCAGAAGCACAGGGAACGUUUGUCUUUGCACUUAAUCAAAUCAAACGCCUGCUAGAUUUUGCACGGCACUAGCAGUAACUAACCGUGUCUACUCAGAAAGAAGUCCUAUUGAACAAUUGGAUUUAUACUCCCAGGCAAGUGAGAUUAGGAUGACAGCCUACAGCUUCUCUGCGGGGAAAAUGCGAACCCUCCACUGCUAGCGGCUUAGGAAACCUCCAUAUAUAGGUCCAGCUGAGGUUAAAGGUACGGAAGGCUUGCUCCUUCAGAGUUUUCUGCAGCCUGGCUCCGUUUCAAGGCAGCGAGCAGAGUAUUAAUCAAGAACAAGAACAAGCGCAUGAAAAGCAAACAGGAAGGCAGGAACUCGCUGCUCGAUUCUCCCCCUCCGGGCCGCUCCGGGUGGGCGUGGCUGGAUGAUGUGGAAGGUUGGUUGCUGAGGUCGGCUUCGGAAAGGCAGCCGCGGCGCACCUUCCUUUUUCGGCAGGGUGGCUUCGCUCUCCUGGGCAAGCGAGAAGCCGUGGUCUAGAGCUCUGACAUCCGGCUGGAGAGGCGAAGCAAUUUACAGCAGGAGGAAAAGGAAAGGCUUCGCACGCACCACCGCGAAAGGAGAUGGCUUCUGCAAAUGACACGCGACAGGCACCCAAGGAUGCUGCUGACCAGAAUUUUGACUACAUGUUCAAGCUGCUGAUCAUUGGCAACAGCAGUGUAGGCAAGACAUCAUUCCUCUUCCGAUACGCUGAUGACUCCUUCACUUCAGCCUUUGUUAGUACUGUGGGCAUUGACUUCAAGGUCAAGACUGUCUACAGAAAUGAAAAGAGAGUCAAGCUGCAGAUUUGGGACACAGCUGGCCAAGAGCGAUAUCGGACUAUAACAACAGCCUAUUACAGGGGAGCAAUGGGUUUCUUACUCAUGUAUGAUAUUUCCAACCAGGAGUCUUUCAGCGCUGUACAAGACUGGGCAACUCAGAUCAAGACAUACUCAUGGGACAAUGCACAAGUGAUUCUGGUGGGGAACAAGUGUGACCUGGAGGAUGACCGAGUGGUACCCACUGAAGAUGGCAAGAGGCUGGCUGAUGAACUAGGUUUUGAAUUCUUUGAGGCCAGCGCAAAGGACAACAUCAAUGUCAAGCAAGUCUUUGAGCGCUUGGUGGACAUAAUCUGUGAGAAGAUGAAUGAGAGCCUGGAUACCAGCCCUGGCAUGGCCAACACCAAUCACAAGAACACUGCACUGAAUGAGACCCUACCUGCACAGUCCAGCAGUUGUUCUUGCUAGGAAGGACUUUGCUCACCCCUUGGACCGUCGCAACUCACUGUCUUACGUAAAUAGAAAAGGAAACUCAGCAGUUGCACACCUCUUCACUUCGCCUGGUUGGCUGAUCUGCUCUGUUUGCCUCUGGCUGUACCUGUUUUGCCUCUGACAGCAUGUGCCAGUUGCCCAAUGCCCCCCACCCCAGCCCCAUAGUAUGAUUGGCCUUUUCUAGCAGAAGAGCAUGAUUUCCUAUUGUGUGUGUGUGUUUCUCUCUCUCUCUCUCUCCCCCCCCCCCAGCAUACAACCUAUCUUUGCAACCCAGGUGAUUUGGACCCAGCUGUGGAUCAGUGGAGAACUUUUCCCUACUUCUUUUCAAGUCUCCAGUAAACCCCAACCAGUUGCAAUACCAACAAAUCCAUCGGUUUGCUGGACAGCUCAGUGAUUGGGAGCCCAGUUCUUUUUGCCAACUUCUGCAAACUUCUCCAUUAUUUAAACAAAUUAAUCCAAUGGCAGUUUGAUAUGGGUAUCUUCAUUCUGUAAGGUUUUAAGAACUGAGUGAGAAAUACAACUUAAAGGGCCGUAACAGUGGGCUGAUGGAGACGUCUGUUCCUUUCAGGGUUAUUUAUAGUGGGAUGGAUACUGCUUCAUCACAAAACACUGGUUUUGUCUCCACCUGUGGUUAUGCACAAGGAAUGGGAUGGGGGAGGGAGCAGAGAAAGAUAAUUUGGCUUCCAAACUGAGUGCCAUGGAGGAGACAUCCCAAACCUUUGCUGUUGUCCCAGGACUGGUUUGGUGGAAGGCAUUUCUGCCUCUUUUCUAAGGAAUGUCUCCAAAUAUAGAGGUGGUUUACUCUGAUACUUUGUUAGGGAUUGACUUGUGUGCCAGCCUGAAUGCCCCUUAGCUGAUUAAGCUUCAUUUCCUACAAAAAAAAAGUUUAAUGUGCAAACAGAUGGGUUCAUCCUGCAUUAGAGCUCACUUUCUGGGUUUGAACUCAGGGAUGAACUUUCAGGUCAGGCUGGCUAAGAUCCCUGGGGCUUCCAAGUCCUCUGGGGAUAUUUCAGUGAAUGGAUUUUUAGCACAGAAGAACAGACUGACACAUGACUUGUCAGGUUAGUAGGGAGACUCCUUAACUUUUCCAACUCCAUAAUAAUUGUUCCAGGCUGUUUUCAAGAGCUAGCUUAUGCUAACCUCUGUGAAGGACCUACUCCUUCCCCAGAGGUGUUAUUAUUCAUGGUAGCUCCAGGAAGAAGAAGCUGUAAGACCCUUGCAGACUUCACCUGAAUCUGCCACUCUUCAGACCUUCUUAACACGUGUUUAGGUGGUGGGGUUGCCUUUUCUAAGCUGGCGUCCCUGAGGGCCACGGGCACUGGGGGUGGGAAGUCAUCAUAUUAUUCAUCUGACCCAUGAGGUUCUAGGCAUCAUCGUUAUGGCUGGGACCCCAACCUCUGUGGAAGUGCUUCAGAGAUUGUGUGAGCACUAGGUUACCACUGCCCAUUUCUUUAUCAUUUAGGCUGGGAAUGGCUUAAUCUUUUUUGACCCAAGGGUUGCAUUGACAGUCAGCCACCCUUGCCUUGUACUCUGCAUAGAAGAGCCUGUGCAAAGUAAAAAGCAGCUUCUACCCACAGUACUCCAGUGUUGGGGGAAAUGGUGCCUUUGAAAGAACAGGGAGAGGGCUCAGCUCUGAGGUGCUUGGCACUUAAGAUUGGAGAGAAAAGAUCCAUCUGACUACUUUCUAGAGAUCUGGUACUCUGUUCUUUAGGGACUGCUCUCUACAGAAGACACAGAGAGGUUUAUCACCUAAUCAGAUCAGGAGGCAAAUCUGUGGGGGCUGGCAAACUACUUCUUGUGGCUCGACAGGCUAGAUCCAGCCUGCCACUCAGCCACCCCUGAGUUAGGAUCUGAGUGGCUCCCAAUACCUGGGCAAUGUAGUGUCCCUUUGAGUUACUGAAAUAUCUGAACAGCACUCUCUCAGACACGACUUGACUAGCCCACCGUUGACUUAGGCUGAUCAACAUUAGGCAAAUUGUAAAAAAAAAGCAUACCCGUCUUAAAACUUGUCCUAUGCUCUUCUUAAGACAGGGGCCAGCCAUGUUUGAUUCUUCCUUUAUAAUGAAACAGAGAUUCCAGUGGUGGUGAUGGCAUCAGCCUUGAUGAUCCGGAGAAAUUAAAAGAGACUGAACCAAACCACUUUCUUUUGAGCCCCUCCCUCCCCUACACAUGUAGAUUGAUUUAACAUGGCAGAACCCUUUGCUUCCCAGGAAUCAUAGACUACACUCCACUUAGGUCUAUGAUUCCUGGGAAGCAGGGAUUCUGUUGUGUUAUGAAUCAGCUUACAUCCCAGGAGCUUCCUGUAUAGGAAGGGCAGAGGACUCAUGCCCUACAUGCAUCCAGGCAACUUAUGGUCAGUGGUGGUUGGUGCCCCAUUGGGACUGGUAGGGUGGAAGGCAGAGAGACCAACAGUAGGUGGAGCCAGAGGCAAUGAUAGGCAGAGUUGACUCUUUCUACUUUUGGCUCUAUCCUCUUCCCUAAAGGCAACAUUGAGACUAAGGAGGAAAAAGCUGAGAGCCAGAGCCACCCUCUGGACUGGUUGUAAGUAAGAAGGCAGGCAGGGGGAGGCUGGCUAAGGGCAGACUGAGGUUAUGGAGAAAUGUCCCACUUACCCAAAACAAUCAGCAGCCUCCACUGCUAAAGGCCCUUGGUGUGGUGAUGGUCUCACAAACUGUAGGCUGCCUAUUUCUGGAUGGAAAAGGUAUUUCUGGAAGCCACAUUUCUAAAACAACACAGAUCAAACGGCUGUAAAAUGAUGUUUUAAAUGAGGACAGCUAUGUAGAAAAAGACUAUGGCUGUUAUUUGUGUUUCAGGGAAGAUUCUUACUCAAGGAAUGUAAACUCUUACACUGUAUUUAAUGUAUUCCUUUAUGUUUAAGAUUUUAGAGUUUAUAUGUGGAUUAUUUUGGACCACUGAGGGGCUGUCUUUGAAAGAACGGGGAGAGUGUGUCUUGUGGGAAUGUAAGAUUCUUUGGAUGUCAUUUUGUGGGACAGAAAGAUUCUGCAAUAAGAUACAUUUCCUAAUAAGGGUGCAUUCCUUAGAAAGAAUAUGAGAAUUUGAAGUGUCCAAAUGUUUUUGAGGAAGCCUAGGUUCCUUCUGCACUAGUGCCCUUUAGUGCUGCUGAGGCAUGGCUUUUCUCCAAUUAACUGGCAGAAGAAUUAAAAUUGAGCUUCCGUAUGGCACUUAAUGGAGCACAAUAUUAUCCAGCAGUGCCCAUCGCUGUGGCUAGGAUCCUUCUGUGUUUACUAACUUUUAAAUUUCAUUCAGGAAAAGUCCUCUGCAACUUCAAUGAGAAGUUUUCUCCUUGCAGUGUUUGUACGUUUAUUGGUCCCUCUUUAGUGCGAUAGCAUUACAAUUAAAUAACCUCUUAUUUA